This is a messenger RNA of Drosophila navojoa, 3147 nucleotides long. RefSeq names its product defective proboscis extension response 15 (gene dpr15). The record is from RefSeq and is a predicted model, not a curated record. Gene Ontology annotation, biological process: synapse organization. Gene Ontology annotation, cellular component: neuron projection membrane. NCBI's taxonomy places the organism in Eukaryota, Metazoa, Arthropoda, Insecta, Diptera, Drosophilidae.
AGCCGAGCAGCAUCUGCCACGACCACUUCGCUUCGUUUAGUCUACUUUUAGCCGGUGUCGCGUGCGCAUCGUUUUGCGAGUCGCAGCUGCGAUGUGAGUCGGAGUUAAGCAAGUGAAUAAAUAGUGUGAAUACAAGAUUCAAUUUGAAUCAAUGUGAUUUGUCCAAUAAACUGUGUGACAUUUUAAAAUAUUAUAGACAAUUCAAAGUGCUGUGGCAUCUGGUCGAGUGCAAUUGUGAAACAUGCUAAGCCCCCAAUUGUGUGUGAGAACUAGACGAAGGCAGAGCAACCGAUAUUUGAGAGCAGCGCACCACUGCACCACCACACAUUAGACUAACCACUGGACAGCCACUGCUUGUGUCUCAGAGCCAACUAACCAUAAUAAGCAGCCCGAACAGCAACUAUAUCAAUAUUCGCCAGGAGAGCGCUGAAAGUGUUCCGCAUAACCCGCAGCAGAGGCGCUGCAGCUGGUGAGCGGCUCGUGUGGUGCUGCGGUGCUGCCUACCGGCAGAUGUGACCCAGUUAAGCCGAUUUGCAGCCAGACGGCGUACGACCGGAGCACGCGGAUUAUUAAUUUGCCUGGCAUUCUAUUAGAGGGCCACGGCUGAACCAUGCGCUCCCAGCACCCAACACCGAUCCUCGCCAGCCUCUCUCUCUGCCUCGUCCUCGCCGUCAGCCUGCAGCCGCAGCUGCUCCACUGUGCCACAGCGGGCGGCCUGAAGGCGGCAAUAUUAAGGAGCGACAGAAUAAAUGACGGCACAUUUCAUAGAAGUCAAUCAAAGAGAGCGGCGACAUUGGCAAAAUCGUUGCCAUUCAUUACAGCGCCAACGCAAAUUGUGAAAGCAAAUGAUGGGGAAGCAGGCGCGCAGACAAAUGCGGAGCCAUCCGUUGCAGUUGCAGUUGCAGUUGCAGUUGGAGCAACAACGGCAAUUGUGGAAACUGCAUUGUCCAGCCGCAGCAGCAUUAAUAACAUUAGCAACAAUGACGAUCGCCAGCAACUGGGGCAGGGGCAGGGGCAGCGGCAGGAGGCGGCAGCAGCCGUGCUGCAAGCAAAUCUUAUUAGGAGCAACAGGAGUGUGGAGCAGCAGGACCCAUAUGUGCACAAGUACAGAAUCACCCAGCACAAUGCAUUGUUCUCCCACAGCAAUGGGUCCACAGUCGAUGGAGCAGUCAUGACUGGGGCAACAAUGGAGCAAUCGACAGCAUCUACUACAGCAACCGCAGCCACACCAACUACAACAACAGCUGCAACAACAACAACAACAACAACUACGGCCACAACGACAACGACACGUCGGCCGGCUCCAAGGACAACGCUAAAGCCACCGCCAACAAUAGAUGAUUACCAGACAAUAAUUAGCCAAGCGGGCACACACGCCUAUCUGCCCUGCAACGUCAAGCAAUUGGUAAAGAAGCCCAUCUCCUGGCUUCGCAUGCGGGAUGGCCACAUACUCACCGUGGAUCAGACCACCUUCAUAGCGGAUCAGCGCUUUCAGUCGGUCUUCUCGCCCAACCCCGAACGCUGGUCCCUGCAAAUCAAAUACGUGCAGCUCAAGGAUGAGGGCACCUACGAGUGUCAAGUCUCCACGGAGCCCAAGGCGAGCGCAAUUGUGCACUUGCGCAUUGUGGAACCUAAAACCGAAUUAAUUGGCGAGUCUACGCGCCACGUGAAGGCCGGAAGUCAAGUGAAACUGCGCUGCAUAAUUAGCCAAGCGCUGGAGCCGCCACUUUUCAUUAAUUGGUUUUACAAUCAGAAGCAAAUCUAUUUGCAUAAUCGUCGCGGCUGGCGAACGGAAAUUGAGCGCAUCGAUCUGCCAACGGAAGUGCCAACGACGCCGACAGCAGCAACGUCGACAGCAGCAGCAACAGCAGCAACAGCAACAGCCACAUCAGCAACAGCAACUGCAGCAGCAGCAGCAGCAGCAGCAGCAGAUUCCCUUAAUGAUAUAACGGCCAUAACACGUUCGUAUAUUCUAGAUGCGAUAACGGUGAGCGAUGAGGAGGCGAGUGCCGGAUAUGGAUACGUGCUGCCAACGACGGCAACGCCCACAGCAGCCGCAAUGUCAACUACAGCAGCCACUGCUGCAGUUGCACUCGCAGCAGCGGCGACAGCAGCAGCAGCAGGCGUUGCCUCAGGCCAAGGCGUUGCAGCAAAUGAUAUGCUGACAACGGCAGCAGCUGCUGGAGACAAACAGUCGACUGUGACGACAGCAGCAGCAGGAGCAGGAGCAGCAGCAGGUGAGGCGGCAACAACAAUUCCAACAACAACAACGACAACUGAGCCAAGCACAACGCCAACAACAACAACAACAAUGCUGCCGAGCAGCAGUUUCAUUAAGCAGAUAACGGCUGCCUCGCUAAUCAUUCCCGCCGUUGUGAAGCUCGACUCGGGAAACUAUACAUGCAGCCCCUCGAACAGCGCUCCGCGCACCAUUGUGCUGCACGUGCUAAAUGGUGAAUACUCCGCAUCGGCUAUUAAAUCGGGCAGCGUCAGCUGGAAUACGCUAAUUGGUUGUCCUGGCUAUGCGCCGUGGCGGAAUAUUUUAACAAUUUUGACACUGUUUUGGAUUAUUAAAUUCGUGUCCACCAGCCAUCGAGGCCGAAACAAAGUCAACAAGCGCACAGCGGCCGCAGCGCUUCAGGAGCCAGCCAGCACGAAAAACAGGACAACGUCUGGCGCAAGUGUCAGCCGCAGGCUCUGCUCCCAGAUGCAGACGACAACCCGCAGGCAGGGAUUCAAUGGCGACGCCUGCGGCGGCAGCUGUGGCCGCGUCAGCAGCUCAAUUAGUGGCACGAAAGUGGCCGAGGACAAAACUUGAGCGCUGAGAGCAACGGCAGCGGCAACAGGAAUACCAGCAGGAAGAAAUAACGAUGCUGGGAUUCAGUUUAGACUACGCGUAGUACUUUAAGUCCCAACAAUGAGAGAUACAUUUCUGGCCACGACUUUGUCAAAUAGAUACAUUACAAAUGCAUUCACGCUCUCAUCUGUUGCAGCAAAAAAAUAAAAAAUAAAAUGAAUUAAUUAAUAAAAUCAAAAACAUAUUUCUAGUACUUGCUUGUGAAUUCUUGAUAUAUGUAGGAGUGUUUGCAUGUUUUAAAACUUGCCAGGAAAGUUUGUUUUCAUUUACGUUCUGAGUUUAUUAAAAUA